AAGUCGGCCUACAAGGGGCUCUACUCUGGCACGUGCACCUUUGCGAUAAUGGUGCCAUUCGGCGAACUACGUGUAUCAUCUCUCUGAGAGCUACUCCCGCCAACAUGUCUACCGGACCCUGCGGAAGCGUGCAUCUGGGGUACAGGGAUGUUGGUGUACUCAACGGCCGUACCACACAGGUCGUCUCGGACUACUGUCGCCGCAACACUCGCACCAGGCGUCGGGAUCUUGGGUCCCCAACUAUGCAGAGUCCCUCGAGAUCCAGCCAAACCCCGGAUUCCGCCCCGUUCCCCAUGCCUUCGCUGACCGGCCAGGCGGUUCAAGUUGGUCAACGUGAAGGCGAAACACGGACCUGCUCCGCGUUUGGCACGAAUAAAAUGUUACAUAACAUGGAUGACAAGUCAGACCUGUCGGCAACUGGAGACGGCCGAGGUCAAUUUGAGGCCCUCGUAUGGUCGGCCAACUUCUUAGCUCAAAUUGCACCUUUGACCCCGGAAAUGUGAUCGUCUCUCGCCACGGGGUCGACUGGAACAUGAUUAGCCUGUGUUCGCUACUGUUCCCUAUCACCGUCGGUAGCCUACUUGAACUGCAUACCAUACACUAGGUGGGUGUCUCUAUUCCCGAUCGGCAAAUCUUCAACUUGACAGCACGAGAAACCGAGCAUACCAGCAUUCGGCCAACUCUUCUGAUAUCGUGGGGUAUGCCAACCAUGUGCGGGCUGUGCCCAGCUGGUGUUACAUUGUUCCACGGCAUUUCUAUGGAACUCUCCAGGCUAUCCAGGUGGCACUCAUGCAUAGGCGGCAUUUGAUAGUGGCGUAUCCCAGGACAAAAGCCCCAGAGUCCCCAGAAUACCUGCCAGAAUGAUCGGUCAAGUCAAGGCUGAGGUGAUAUGAAAAAGGCCUAUUAUUGCUCUCCUUUCUUCUGUCAAACCCAAUCAUCUCCAGAUCGCGGCCUUGACACUACUAUCACUAUAUCAUAUGAUAUUCUAGACAGCCUUAUAACCGAACGACAAUCUAUGCUCCGUGGUCGGCCAAUCUAAGUGGGUUGCAGAGCUAGCAUUAUUGCCAUUCCCCUAGUUUCGGCACGAAUAUAUCUAAAUCAAACGACAUCGUCAAGAUAAGAAAGAUAAUUUUGCAUUGUCUGAGCUACCUAUCGUUCGACUGAACAUCAACCGGCCUUAUUGUUCAAUUGGCCCUUCUCUGCUCUCCCUGGUUACCAUACCAAGACGAGGCACACGACCGUAUUGUGACAGUUCAUCAAGAGACAAGCACUUGGCACGAACGUCCAGCAAACACACGACAACUACUAGAAGAAAGGAACCACCUAGACAACUCGCCCAUCAUGGCCAUUCAACCAGUCCAGCCAGAGCAACUCUCCAUCCCCAUUAUCGACCUUGAGCCAGUCCGGAAAGGCACUCCUGAAGAGGCACGUGAGACGGGCAAGAAAGUGUUCGAAGCCUUCCGAGACGUCGGUUUCGCCUAUAUCAAGAACCACGGACUGCCUCAAGAACUGCAAGACAAAGCAUUCGAAUGGAGCGCCAAGUUUUUCGAUCUUCCCCAAGCCGACAAGGACAAAGCCCCCCACCCACCGGAGGGAUGGUGGCACCGGGGCUACUCGGGCGUUGGCCGCGAGAAGGUAGUACAGAUGGUCUUUGACAAGGAAUCGAUCAGCAAGCUCCGUCAGACCCCGGACUUCAAGGAAUCAUUUGAGCUUGGCCGCGAGGACGACGAACGCACGCCCAACAUUUGGUUCCCCGAGGAAGUGCUGCCCGGGUUCCGAAAAUUCAUGCUCGACUUCUUCGAGACGUGCUACUACGUCGAACUGGACCUUCUGCGCGCCAUCGCGCUGGGCAUGGACCUGCCCGAGAACUUUUUCAAAGAAUACCACCUGAAAAAGGACAACCAGCUGCGUCUGCUGCAUUACCCACCCGUCGAGGCGGAGCUGCUGAACGACGGCAAGAUGGAACGGAUUGCGGCUCACUCCGACUUCGGCACCAUGACCUUGCUGUUGCAGGACCAGGUCGGCGGCCUCGAGGUCGAAGAUAUCCAUGCAAAGGGCAAAUUCAAUCCGGCACCAUAUAUCCCCGGCACGAUUGUCGUCAACAUCGGCGACUUCUUGCAGAGAUGGAGCAACGACACUCUCAAGUCCACGCUGCAUCGUGUCCGUGCUCCACCCUUGGUCAAGGGAAUCACAAAGGCGAGGUACUCCAUCCCUUACUUUGUCACUGCCGACAGGGAAAAGACUAUUGAUUGCAUCCCUGGCUGUUAUGAUGAGCAGAACCCGAAGAAAUAUGAACCCAUCAAUGCCAGAGAAUAUAUCGAGAUGAGAUUGAAUGCAACUUACUAAAAGAUUGGUUGGCUGGUGAAGGUGCAGGGGGAGUAGGGGCAUGGUCUGGACGAAGGAAUGACAUAUAUGUCAUAUCAUGUUAUGUUAUAUCUGCUCCUGCUCGUCGAUGAUUAUUAUGAUAACUUUAGUUUAUGUUGUCUUGAUCGCAGAUGAUAUGUUCCUUUCAAGACGUUAAUCCCAGAUUGCUG
Molecule: messenger RNA, 2534 nt
Organism: Exophiala dermatitidis NIH/UT8656
Lineage: Eukaryota; Fungi; Ascomycota; Eurotiomycetes; Chaetothyriales; Herpotrichiellaceae
Exons: 2
Coding region: 1342-2346 (334 amino acids)
Molecular function (GO): dioxygenase activity
Source: RefSeq, a predicted model, not a curated record